UGAACUUAUACAGCAUUAUUGUGUAACUGACACGGUAUUUAAAAAACACUAUUCGAAGAAAACUGACUGGUUCCAGGGCUGGUUCUGACAAACCUUUUAAUAAAUUAGGCUCACCCUGCGGUUGACUGACACACCCGUGUGUUUUUUUCGGUUGAAACUCCAUCAUCGGGGUGGAGAACGCACAAUGAGCUGUUUAUGAAGCACUGUCACCCAGAUGUCGCAUGUGGAAUUGCGUAUUAGCUCCUCCGCUGUCCGCUGUGGUCACUGGCGUUCACCCUGUGCUUUGCAUCGACGUCUCGGCUUUACUGAAGGUUAUGAUCUUCCAUUACCCCGCCGGAUAACCAGGACUGCCCCAGCACGCCACCAGAUUGGCUCUACUUCUAAUUUUAUGAGAGGCGAGAUCCCAGGCAGACCGCUACACUUAAGCACAACCUUGCGGAAUAUAAUUUACGUGAUGUUUGAAACGAUACCAAAUUGGCUGUUACUUAUCACUCUUAUCAUUUUCCUGGCUGCUGCUGAUGGCUGUCUUGAGCUCCAUCCUCCCAGAGUGGUGGUGAGACAUGGAGACCCAGUAUCAGUGAACUGCACAGUGUCCACAGAUCACAGUGGGAUGGGCUGGGCAGCUCCAGUAGAUGACGUACCUAUUACACCUGGUGUCCAGUUUCUCACUUGGAGGGUGGAAAGUCUGACAAUCUGGGACUUAAGGCCUCUGUGUUUUGCAAACCGUCUAGGAAAAGCUCAAUGUAUGGAACGUCUCUCAGUCACUGUGUACAAACCACCAGACAGUGUUUCUGUCAGUUCUGUGGACUCUGCUGACUCCAUGGUGGAGGGGAGUCAGUACCAGCUGAAGUGUGAGAUCCAGAACAUCGCUCCUGUUCAGAACCUCACUGUGAAGUGGUACAAAGGGGACACAUUAGUACAUGAAGACAGAGACUAUGUCAUAAAAGACAAAAAACCUGUGAGUGUGGCUUCCACCCUCCUGAUCACCCCCAGCAGAGCUGAUGAUGGAGCAGAGUACAGUUGUGGGGCAGAACUGGACCUGGGACCAGAAGGACCACAACCCCCCCUUGCAGUGAAAUCAACACUCCUCAAUAUCACUGUGCACUACCCACCAGUAAUCAAAGAAGGGAACGUCAGUCUGACUGUACCCCAGGGUGGGACGGUGUCUCUGUCCUGCAGCGCCGAGGGGAAACCCCCUCCUCAGGUCCAAUGGAGCUAUAGAGAUGCUGGGAAUGUGAGGGUCACCAGCUCUGGGGGCAACAGCACUGCUGUCAUCACAGAAGCCUCAUCUGCCAAUGAAGGGGUUUACAACUGCAGUGCCACUAACAGGCUGGGGAGUGACACUGCAACAGUGUUUGUCACCGUGACCAGGACCAACAUGAUAGUCGGUUUCAUCAUCUUCAUCAUCUUCAUCAUCAUCAUCAUCAUCAUCAUCAUCAUCGCCAUCGUCAUUUUUUGCAAAAUGAAAAACCAGAGAGGAUCAUACUCCUUUAUGAUAAUGCAGCCGAUUAGCACAGCAACAAAUGGAGCAGCAAGGAGUCUGCCUGCUAACGGGACACAGAACUAACUUCUUCAGAGAUCUCACCUGAGAGACAGUCCGAAGUCGGAAGAAGCAGGGUUGCCAAGUUUGAUCAGCUGGCCGCCGUGAGAUUUUCAAUUCGAGACAAGCCCACACACCUAUUUAAAUCAAUGUUAUAGUUUUAUUACAUUGUAAAUAGUCUGUAGAGUUUGCAAACUAGCUAAUUUUAGGUCUACAAUGGAAUAAUACAGAUUUUCCGUAAGAUUUCUUGAGUGAGCGUGAGAGUCUGAAAGCAUGAGUGUCAUGCCAAAUGCGUCAGAGCUGGCAACCCAGAGGAAGUGAUACCGGGGGAAGAUGAAGGGAAUGGUAUUUUUAUGUGCAAAAAAACUGAAUAACAGAGCAUUUUUAAGUAGUGUUGAACUGACUGUGCAUAUCCAUUAGGGCUGUCACUUUUUAAUUGAUAUUCGAACAUUCAUUCAAAAUAUUAUUCGAACUAUAAUUAACCCAUUUGAAUUAUAAAGUGUCAUUGUAAGUGGAUUAGACUGUUUGAGGUAAUUUAGUUGAUUGCUGUCAAAUGUGACAUUGUACAGGCUGGAAAUUGCUAUUUCUUGUCAUUGUCUGCUAGGGUUGUAAGCAGACGAGCAUUUAUACCAGAAAGCACUGUUGUACACAGAGCAGUACCAGAUUAGUUAGGUAAGGCUGUGAGCUUAUGAAUCUGUACUCUAUGUAAUAUAUAAUGAAGCAAAUGCAAAACAAAAUUAUAUUUUUAGCUGUUGUUUAUUACACAAAACAACAAAGUAAUAUUUAUAACAAAUUACACCAAUUUCUAAUCUACUGCUUGCUUACCAGUUUAGUAUCAAAAGGUGUUUUAUUUCUCAUUGAUGGUGUCUCAGAUGUUUCACCAGAUCUCUGCUGUGUCCAAGCUCUGGGUCAUGAUCCUCUACAGUCAGCCCUGUCCCAACACCUUCCUACAUGGAUACACAGGAAGAGACAGCAUGUUGUAAUGCUUACUAAGGGCACAGUGUUGUAGAACAUCUGCCCACCCAAAACAGCCACACAAGCAAUGUAACUGUGUGUUGCCAACUGAUGUUCAACUGAUAGUGAGAUGAGUCUGAACUGGGUCUGGGCCAAAUGUUGUUCAGAAAUUGCCGCAGAUCCGUAAACCAGAUCUGGCCCAGUGUCUUUUUACACAUUGGACCAAUACUGGUCCGAAUCCGCUUCCUGGAUUUGAAACAGAUAAGGGCCACAUAUGGACCAGAUUUACAGACCAGUAUUGGUCCGUUAUGCAAAAAGACACUGGACCAGAUCUGGUUUACGGAUCUGCAGCAAUUUCUGAACAACAUUUGGCCCAGAUCCGGCUCAGACUACUCUUGCUAUGUGGGAAAUAUAGUCUAGUCUGUACGAAGUGUGAAAAUACCUCACUUGUUUUACUUGAGGUAUUAUAACGGUUCAGACUCCCAAUUGCUGUUAUGGAGAACAAAACUUCAUAGGAUUGAUAUUGUUAGGGUAUGUCAUUGACGGCUGCUGUUGACUGCGUCAUGCGCGCUUCAUUUUUAUUGGCUGACAGGCCCAUCGUUCAAAAAGGGGCGCGAUUAAACAGAUAACGUCAUAACCCCGUGGAGCUGUAUGGAUGACGUUUUUAAUUUAUAAUAUGAGUAUUAUUUGUUAGUAAAAUUCUUAUUUAUAAGUGCAGGCAAAAUUAAAUGCUUUGACAAAAAGGGAACUAUGGCUAUCAAGGAGAAAAGGGGCAGAUCCUUGAAUACCUAAGCCCCCGCUUUGCGCGUGCAUGGUUUGUUCUCCAGCAAACUUAUAACUGGUAGCUGCUGGGAUACAACAAACGGGAGAACUGGCCACUGUCAAAAUCCACAUCUACAAUUAGCCUGGAAACCAAAUUACUUAUUACGUGGCUUUGGACUUUCAAUUUUUUGGUACUGUGUGAUUUAACAUAAAGCCCUGUGCAAAAUAAUGGGCAACUGUGGAUAUUAGUCGGUAAGGGUUAAAGUCGAUCUGAAAUGUAUAUAAAUCUUAUACCUAUAUUGUCCUGUGGAAGAUUUUGACAUAUAGCUCAGUUAUGAUGGAUAAUAGUAGGUCUACAUUUUAAUCAUUUUUAUUAAAUGUUAAAAUUAUUUAUGAUUUGAUUUACAUUUUUAGUAAGACAAAAAAAAAAACUGUAUUAAAGAAAA
Molecule: messenger RNA, 3702 nt
Organism: Paramormyrops kingsleyae
Lineage: Eukaryota; Metazoa; Chordata; Actinopteri; Osteoglossiformes; Mormyridae
Source: RefSeq, a predicted model, not a curated record